AUGUUUCCUUGCAUCUGGAAGGCAGAGGAGGAAGUGGCCUUUGUACACGUCCUGAUCCACAGUGGGGACACAGUGAGUUUUGAGAGCCGCAAGAAGGUGCUGGUGAGGGACCAGAAAGAGAUGCUCCUCAUACAAACAGACAAGCCCUUCUACAAACCUGGGGAGACAGUGAAAUUUCGCAUUGUGAGCCUUGAUGAGGAGUUUAAGGCCAUCGACGAAGUGUACCCGCUUGUGCAGCUGCUGACAGACAAGAGUGGUUGUUCCACUUUUACAGUGGAUACAGUGGAUCUAGCACUGGCCAACCCUGGCUACCAGAAAUUGUUGGCAAUUUCAUUCAAGCUGCAAGAAGAAGCAACAGGAGCCACAAUCUGGGAAAAUGCCAACACCCGCAUCACUUCGGAGGAAGUACUUAUGGAAUUUGUUGAUUUCAAUCCAUUCUACAAACCUGGAUUCCCAUAUACAGGCAAGAUGCAUUGUAGCAUCGAUGAAUCUCCCCUCCAGAACAAAACUGUUUACCUGACUGUGGACGUCAAUGAUGUGGAGACCCUUUGGUCAUAUGUCACAGAUGAGAACGGUGAUGCCUAUUUCAUGCUAAACACAACCCACUGGAAUGACACUCUGGUUUCUCUGAGGGGCAGGUAUGCCAUCAGGAACUUCACCCAGGAGGACAGCUCCAAGGCUGCUAUGGGGUUCCACGAUGCUUUCAACUGGCUGAGACCCUUCUACUCCGAGAGCAGCAGUUUUCUGGAGAUCCAUUAUGUGAAAGAGGAGCUGCCCUGUGGCCAGGAGCCUGAGUUGCAGGUGGAAUACAUCCUUGACCAGAGCAAGCUGGGCCCUGGGGCCAAUCACGUGGAUUUCUAUUUCUUUGUCGUAUCAAAAGGUAGGAUUGUCUUCAAUGGACAGAAGCAGGUGCCAGUUGGCCAGGAUGAAACACUGAAGGGAUCCUUCUCCUUGACCCUGCCCAUCAGCAUUGACUUGGCACCCUCCUCCCACCUUCUUGUUUAUGCCAUAUUUGAAGAUGGAGAGGUGACAGCAGACAUGGAAACUUUCACAGUUCAGAAGUGCUUCAGAAAUAAGGUGUCACUGGCAUUCUCCCAAGAGGAGGAACUCCCAGGCUCAAAAGUUGGUUUGCACCUGCAGGCCACUCCGGGCUCCCUGUGCUCUGUCCAGGCUGUGGACAAGAGUGUUCUCCUGACGAAAGACAGCCUCCUGACAGCAGAUGUUGUGCAUGACGAGUCCUACACCCCAACGUAUUUGAUUGCAGGGCGAGGAUUCCCUUAUCACCUGGAGGACUUCGAGCUGUACCCCUGCCUGCCUCCUGUCACUCCUCAUCCCCCUACCCUUUGGAACAGACACCCCUUAAUGGGGGCCCCCUGGUAUCAAAGUGAAGCAGAUGUGUAUAGUCUCUUUAAGCAAUUGCAAAUGAAACUAUUCACCAACACCAAAGUCAAGAAACCCAUAUCCUGUACAAGACCGACCUUCACAAGAAGAAUACACACGGGUGAAGAGCAUAGUUAUAUCAAUGCUUUCAUGCCCGGUUCUCAAUCAGUAGCAUCAGGCCACAAGCAGGAAGAGAAGACAAAACCACGGAAACACUUCCCAGAGACCUGGAUUUGGGAUCUGGUCCCCAUUGGUGAAGAGGGGGAAACCUCUCUUGAAGUCAUCAUCCCAGACAGCAUUACAGAGUGGAGAGUCAGCUCAUUCUGCCUUGCGGAUGUUGGCUUUGGACUUUCACACCCAGCCACGCUCAGAGUCUUCCAACCCUUCUUUGUGGAUGUGAGGCUGCCUUACUCGGUGAUCCAAGGAGAGCACUUCAUCCUGAAGGCCACUGUCUUCAACUACUUAAAGGACUGCAUCCAGAUGAAAACCACACUGGAGGAGUCUGUGGAGAUCCAGGUGGAGCCCUGCCCAAGCUGCCAGUUCACCAGCUGCCUCUGUGCCAAUGAAGCCAAGACCUUCUCCUGGAAUGUGACGGCCACGAAACUGGGCAGUGUGAAUCUCACGGUGAGCUCCCAGGCAGAAAGUGCACAUGAGCUGUGUGGCAACAAGAUUGCUGUGACACCUGUGCGAGGAGAUACAGACACUGUGAUCAAAUCACUGCUUGUCAAGCCAGGAGAUGUCCUCAUAAAGAAGACCCACAAUGCUUUCCUCUGCAGUGAAGGGGAUCCAGUUUCUGAUGUUGUUUCCCUGCAGCUGCCCAACCAAGUCCUGGAGGGAUCCGGCCGAGCCACUGUCUCUGUUAUCAGGGAUAUCACGGGUGCAGUGUUGCAGAAUUUAGCUGAGCUGCUCCAGAUGCCUUUUGGCUGUGGGGAGCAGAACGUGGCCAAGUUUGUGCCAAACAUCCUGGUGCUCCACUACUUAGAGAAGAUAAAACAAGUGACUCCAGAAAUCAAACAACAGGCACUGGAACACAUGCAGAGUGGUUACCAGUGCCAGCUGCUCUACAAGCAUGACAAUGGCUCCUACAGCGCCUUUGGGAAGCGUGAGGCUGAGGGCAACACCUGGCUGACGGCACUUGUGGCUCGGGCCUUUGGCCAGGCAAGGGCCUACAUAUACAUUGAUGAGCAGCAUGUGAAGGACGCUGUGGAUUGGCUGGGACAGAACCAGCUGCCCAGUGACUGCUUUCGGAGUGUGGGGAAGCUCUUCAACAACCACCUGAAGGGUGGAGUGGAUGAUGAGCUCUCACUGACAGCCUACAUCACUGCUUCACUCCUGGAGCUCCAUCUGAUGAGAAAGUAGGCUGCUAUGGUGGAAAAGGCAUUGGGCUGCCUUAAGAAAGCAUUACAUGAUGUGGACAGUGCCUACACCCAGGCCUUGAUGGCUUAUGUCUUUGCCCUGACCAAGGACACAGAGAUGAGGCAGCAGCUCCUGGAGAAGUUAGAUGAAAAAUUUCUCAAGCCUGGUACAGAUGAGCCAAUGACAGGAUCCUCAUCGCUGGUUGAGUCCAUGGCCUACAUCCUCCUGACUCACCUAUCCCAACCAGAGGUGACAGCCAGUAACAUCACGAAAUUGUCCCCAAUUCUGCGUCAGCUCAACGAAAGGCGCAACUCCUUUGGGGGUUUUUAUUCCACUCAGGACACUGUUGUUGGCCUCCAAGCCCUGAUUAAAUAUGCAGGCCUGACUUACCGGAAGGCAGGGCACACAAAGGUGAUGGUGAGAUCUGAAGAGGCCCUCCUGCUGGAGUUUCAUGUGGAUGGGAAGAACCAGCUGGUGCUACAGCAAGCACCUCUCCUUGGCAUCCCAGGAGUGUACACAGUGCAGGUGGCUGGGAGUGGCUGUGUGUAUGUGCAGACAACUCUGAGCUACAAUGUCCCACCCCAUAAGAGUGAGGCGGUCUUUGUCCUGCACGUGGAGACAGCCCCAGUGGAGUGCAGUGAUGCAGCUAGGGAGCACUUCAACCUCCAUGUGGCAGUCAGCUACACUGGGGACCGCAGGAGCAGCAACAUGGCCCUGAUAGAAGUGAAGAUGCUGUCAGGCUUCAUCCCCGUGAAGAGCUCUGUGAAAGCAUUGCAAAAGAUACCCAUAGUGAAGAGGACCGAGGUUGACCCAGAGAAGGUCACCAUCUACUUGGAGGAGCUGGAUAAGACUCUGCAAAACUUCACUUUCUCAGUGGAACAAGAGAUUGAAGUGCAACAUCUGAAACCGGCAACAGUGCGUGUCUAUGACUACUACCAGCCAGAUGAUCAUGCCACUGCAGAAUACAAUGCCCCCUGCAGCUCAGGCUGGGUAUGAAACAGUGUCAGCGAGGAUAACUGUUCUGUUCCCAAGCUCCCUGAGACCUGGACCAGAUCGUGGUAACACAUUUGAACUGAUGUCUAAGUAACGUAUUUGAAUGUGUUAAAGAUAAAAAAAACUCA
This is a messenger RNA of Alligator sinensis (Chinese alligator), 3857 nucleotides long. Its product is annotated as alpha-2-macroglobulin-like. Gene Ontology annotation, molecular function: endopeptidase inhibitor activity. The transcript is spliced from 31 exons. The record is from RefSeq and is a predicted model, not a curated record. Lineage: Eukaryota; Metazoa; Chordata; Crocodylia; Alligatoridae. Gene Ontology annotation, cellular component: extracellular region.